AUGUCCUGCUCCAGCCUGUGCUCUCCCUGUGGGGUGGCCGCCCCUUGCCCCCUGGCCGACACCUGCAACGAGCCCUGCGUGCGGCAGUGCCCUGACUCCAACGUGGUGAUCCAGCCCCCUCCUGCUGUGGUCACCUUCCCUGGGCCCAUCCUCAGCAACUUCCCCCAGUCUAGCUUUGUUGGAUCCUCAGGAGCCCCUGUGAUGGGAGGCUUUGGAGGCCGUGGGGGCUAUGGAGGCUAUGGAAGCUGGGGUGGCUAUGGAGGCCUUGGGGGCUAUGGAGGCUAUGGAGGCCUUGGAGGCUGGGGUGGCUAUGGAGGCUUUGGGGGCUAUGGAGGCUUUGGGGGCUACGGAUGCUAUGGAGGCCGUGGGGGCUGGGGUGGUUAUGGAGGCCUUGGAGGCUGGGGAGGCUAUGGAGGCUUUGGGGGCUGUGGGGGCUAUGGGGGCUGGGGUGGCUAUGGGGGCUGGGGCCGUGGCUGUGGGUCCUGCUAA
Dryobates pubescens (Downy woodpecker) is the source of this 489-nucleotide messenger RNA. RefSeq names its product claw keratin-like. Gene Ontology annotation, cellular component: intermediate filament. NCBI's taxonomy places the organism in Eukaryota, Metazoa, Chordata, Aves, Piciformes, Picidae. Bases 1 to 489 code for a protein of 162 amino acids. The transcript has a single exon. Gene Ontology annotation, molecular function: structural constituent of cytoskeleton. The record is from RefSeq and is a predicted model, not a curated record.